UUAAGAGUCCCCCACGUAUUAAACACGGAGAAAGAGUGAGAGACAGAGCCAAAGAGGUCACGAACCCGGAGUGGUUGCAGAGAUUGAGGGUCGGAUUUGCAGUUUGUGUUGGUGAUAUAGUAAAUCAAUGGCUGCACCACCAAGGGCUCGCGCCGAUUACGAUUAUCUGAUCAAGCUCCUCCUCAUUGGCGACAGUGGUGUUGGAAAGAGUUGCCUGCUUUUACGAUUCUCUGAUGGCUCCUUCACAACCAGUUUCAUUACCACUAUUGGAAUUGACUUCAAGAUAAGAACCAUUGAUCUUGAUGGCAAACGAAUUAAGUUGCAAAUCUGGGACACAGCUGGUCAGGAACGGUUCCGGACAAUCACGACAGCUUACUAUCGAGGAGCCAUGGGUAUUUUGUUGGUGUAUGAUGUAACUGAUGAGUCAUCUUUCAACAACAUUAGGAACUGGAUUCGUAACAUUGAACAACAUGCUUCUGACAAUGUCAACAAGGUACUGGUGGGAAACAAGGCUGAUAUGGAUGAAAGCAAAAGGGCCGUGCCAGCAUCUAAAGGUCAAGCUCUUGCUGAUGAGUAUGGUAUCAAGUUCUUUGAAACUAGUGCAAAGACAAACUUGAAUGUGGAGGAGGUUUUCUUUUCAAUAGCCAGGGAUAUCAAGCAGAGACUUGCAGAAUCUGAUGCCAGGGGCACUGAGCCGCAAGCACUCAAGAUGAAUGAACUAGGCAAUGAAGGUGGUCAAGCAGCACAAAAAUCAUCGUGCUGUGGUUAGUAGAACAAAGCAAAGGCUCAUUUGAUUGCACUGAGGUUGGGUUUAAGGUGAAAUCGACUAGAUGGUGGGCGCCUCAGUUAGAUCUAAGUCUCCACUACCAGGGAUUAAUAUUAACUUUGUUUUUCCUCAUUGUGAAAUUUAUGACAUGACAAUUUCUACCCUUUGUGGUCAUUGCAUCUGUGUGGAUGCUUGCCUUGAUGUAGAUAGAUAAUCAGGUUUGCUUCUUUAUCAAGAAAAGGCUUUAGGUGUUUCCCUUGCCUAAUUUAAUUGUCUU
Messenger RNA from Rosa chinensis, 1043 nucleotides. RefSeq names its product ras-related protein RABE1a. The record is from RefSeq and is a predicted model, not a curated record. NCBI's taxonomy places the organism in Eukaryota, Viridiplantae, Streptophyta, Magnoliopsida, Rosales, Rosaceae. The transcript is spliced from 9 exons. Gene Ontology annotation, cellular component: plasma membrane. Gene Ontology annotation, biological process: protein secretion; regulation of exocytosis. The coding region runs from base 128 to 769 and encodes 213 amino acids. Gene Ontology annotation, molecular function: GTP binding; GTPase activity.